Molecule: messenger RNA, 1919 nt
Organism: Cyprinodon variegatus (sheepshead minnow)
Lineage: Eukaryota; Metazoa; Chordata; Actinopteri; Cyprinodontiformes; Cyprinodontidae
Product: potassium voltage-gated channel subfamily H member 8-like
Exons: 7
Biological process (GO): regulation of membrane potential; potassium ion transmembrane transport
Molecular function (GO): voltage-gated potassium channel activity
Source: RefSeq, a predicted model, not a curated record
CAUGACUUCCCAGAUGAACUGCGAGCAGAUAUUGCCAUGCAUCUGAAUAAAGACAUCCUGCAGCUGCCUGUGUUUGAGAGAGCCAGCAGAGGGUGUCUGCGUUCUCUCUCCCUGCACAUCAAGACUUCCUUCUGUGCACCAGGGGAGUACCUCAUCCGCCAUGGAGAUGCCCUGCACGCCAAUUAUUUUGUUUGUUCCGGUUCUCUUGAAGUCUUGAAAGAUGGUAUGGUCCAAGCUAUUCUGGGAAAAGGUGACCUGAUAGGGGCUGACCUGCCAGAGCAUGAUCAGGUGAUCAAGACAAAUGCAGAUGUGAAGGCUCUUACCUACUGUGACUUGCAGUACAUCAGUGUUAAGGCUUUGAGGGAGGUCCUCAGGUUGUAUCCAGAGUACGGCAGUCGCUUCAGCUCUGACAUCCACCACAACCUUACCUACAACCUGAGAGAGGGCAGUGAGCCUCAUGCAGUAAAGAGAUUUCCAAGGACUCCGAGGCAAACUCUGGCUCACCUCUCUUUGGAUAACAAAUUACCCUACGUCAUUGAGACAGAUGAUGAAGAACAAGCGGAUGACAUCAAACAUUCGUGGCGGAGCAGAGCACCUCUGCUACAAGGUUCUGGCAGUCCUGUUCAAAGUUCCCGUCUCAGUACUUUAGGGCAGGAGCUGCAACACAUCCAUCCAUUUCGGUCGCCUGCUCCUCAACGCCAAGGCUGCAUCGUCUCUCCUCAAUCCUUUAACGAGUUCUCCCCAUCCCAUUCUCUCAGCCUCAAAAAAGAAUCAGUUUUAAGUCAUUGGCCGUCCAAGUUAAUGCUUCCUUCUUUGUCUUGUGCUAGCCCUUUAAACCUGAGCCCAAGAGUUGUGGAUGGAAUCGAAGACAACAGCUCCACAUUUCCUUUCAAUAUAGAGCAGGAUAAGAGGCAAACAAAUGUGUCAGAAGAAUUACAGAUGAAUGGAAACCUGUUAACUGAGACAGAAGACAUGAAACGGAACAUGACCCAAUUAAAUAAAGAGGUAAACACCUUAAAUGAGGAAGUCUCCAAUCUGGUGAAGGAGCUCCAUGACAUAAUGCAUUUCCUGCAGUCAAAUAUGCCCAUGCUUCAUCAUGUCUCUCCUUCUGGGUCCACAAGUUCCAGCAACUGGCAGCCUCAUGUUUCUUUAGAUUCAUCUAAUGAGCUACACCUACGUCAUGAAACGAUUAGCUACCCAGGUAGAAAUGCAUGGGACUGCGGUGGAAUGCAGUCACACAGCAGAGCUCCAACUUUGCUGCAUUCUUCAAGCUCUGUGUCCGCCUUGCAUGUAUGCUGCUCUGACCGAGAUGGAACAGCUGAUAGGCUGCAGAGCCAGUAUAGUCCAUUUCAAAUACCCACAGUCACCCCCAGCUCCCCUUAUGCAACCCAUCCUCAAAACCUUGUUGGUUCAUCCCUCCUUGGCAUUAACUCAGCUUUCAGCAACUUCCCAGUGAUCUGCCAGAGCCAACAAGGUGUCUACAAUACAUCUAACCCCUCAAAAGAUAACACUAAUCCAGUAUGUUCUACAAUAAAUUGUGGUCAUUCUCAUCUUCCAAGGAAUUUUCUAACAGGCUCACAAAAUCUUGGCAGUCCCCAGACACAAAUUCAUUCUUCCACAAGUCCCAGUGGACAACUUCAGUAUCACACAGCCUUCAGCUCUCUGACAUCCUCACCGUCCACAGAGCUUAAGAAGAGCCAGCAGAUCUCUACAAGACAAAAUGACCCAGUGGGAUCAAGCCCUGUCCGUCACUCACAGGACCGCGCGUGUUCUUUGCUGGGGCAGCUUUCAGACAGAGAGUUUGGAGGCUCCCUUCACCAAGCGAGGACAGAUAAUUACGGAACAAGUGAAAAUGUAUUAGAAAAAUUACAACAUCAGUGAAAUGUGUUUGUGUUAUUUUGUCAUAAUGAUGUGCUUGU